Myzus persicae (green peach aphid) is the source of this 5662-nucleotide messenger RNA. RefSeq lists its product as uncharacterized. The transcript has 2 exons. The coding region runs from base 582 to 4088 and encodes 1168 amino acids. Lineage: Eukaryota; Metazoa; Arthropoda; Insecta; Hemiptera; Aphididae. The record is from RefSeq and is a predicted model, not a curated record.
GCUUCGGCCGUCUAGGGAAAUGGUAAAAAACGAUUAAUUUAAGAAAAAAAAAUAUAAUACAAAAUACAAGAUGAAAAAUCUAUAAACGCGGUGCGUCUGUGGCGCGGACCGGUUGUGUCAGUCGGAGCGUAAACGUUAGAUAGAUCGGCGUCGACGGUCGCAGUCGUGUCCAGUUAUAUUAAUAUAAUAAUAUAUGUAUAAUAUUUUUUACGGUAUACGCGCAAUAUAAUAUAUUAUAUGUCUCUUGUGUAGUGAAAAAUUAAAAAAAAACAAAAUAAUAAAAUACAUCGGUGUUCCGUCCGAGAUCAACGGGCGCGUCCGACGAACGGUUAUUUAUUUAUCAUCGAUAUAACAUCAUAUAAUACAAUAUAAUAUUAUUAAUACAUUAUACAUGUAUAUAUAUGUAUGUGCGUGUGUGAUACCAUUGACCGGAGACGACGACGAUGACUGUUGCGAUUGACCGCCUCACCAGCUACCCUACACCGUCCACACGUUAUAGGUGAAAUUUGAAAUUGGAGCUGACGCCAUCGAAAUAUCGACUGCAGCGAGGAGGAGGAAAUUCGCGAGACAGUAGAGACAACAUGGUGUUGCGCCCGUGUGAGGAAUACGGUAGUUACACGAUGGAUAACUACCCGCAAAACGCCGGUGGUGGCCAUCAUUUUUACGAGAGCAUCAAAACCGAAAUGGAAAGUUUUCGGUUGCGUGGAGCGGAAGGAGAUUUUUCGGCGUCGGUGGCGGCGGUGUCCGAUGCACUGCUCAGUGACGACACCAGUUCGAUAGCGUCAAAGAAACGAAUAGACAGCAUGUUCAAGACGACCGCUUCCGUUGCGGGCGAUACAAAGCGGACGUCUGGCUACCGUGCCGGUCGUCAGACCAAAUCGUUGGUCGACGACACAAAUCACUACGACGGCGAUGCAGGCGGAGGCUAUUUCGAUUAUGGUUAUACCGCCGGCACCAAUGAUAGAAACAAUAACGGCAAUAAUAACAACAACAAGAAUACGGUACAGGAGAAAAUCGAAAAGAUGUUUGCGGAAAUCAGUUCUUCGGAACUCGACACAGACGUGUCAAUGGACUCUUCAGCGGUGGGGGCAGAAACAAGUAGCAACAAAUUCCACGUACACUAUAUAGGAUGCGCGGGGCUAUCGGGCAAGAUAUCCUCGUUGGAGGGCCUUCAAAAGCCAGUCCGAGAUAUGUACUUCGGUUACCGGGAAAACCAACACCAUUACCGCGGCGGUGGGAUCCCUCACUGCGGUUAUUACCGCAACGACAACUACGAUGAGGCCCGGACCGACGAGCGGCGUGACUUUUCCGGGCUCUUGGAGAUUUCGGCAGCCGGUCUUACCAUCCGUUACAGGAACGGGGUGGGUGAAACAGAACAGCGGACCAACGCAUUCCCGUCAAUCGCCGUGUGGGCGGCCCUGAAAUACGUGUGCCGCCGCCGGUCGCCGACGCCACAACGGAGAAUCGUCGGAGAAGCCGCCACCGCCGUUGUCGGUUACGAGUACGCUUUCCUGCCACUGAUCGCCGAUCCAGAUGGAUCGGACAAGGCGCCACUGUUCCGGGACAUGGACGCCGGUGAUAGGGCCCGGCUGGAUGCGGCCGGCGACCACUCGCCUGUCUUCGCGGUGGUUACGCGAGCGGCCGGCAAGCGGCUAGAAUGUCACGGGUUUGCAUGCGAGACAGAAAACGACGCGUUGCUCAUGGCGGCCAACCUAUACGGGGCCCUCGUAACGGCCAUGUCUUCUGCCGCGGAGGCGGUAGAUGUAGAUGCGCCGACGGCCGGCGAGGGGGGUGGUCGACGGACCGCGCCCUCGGCCAAGCGGGUCAUCCGACAGCGGAAUGGGUUUACGAGCAUGAGCAGCACGGCCGGUUCGAGCGUCACAGGUGGUGGAGUGAGUGAGGAGGCACCUGCCCUACCACCGCCUCGUCCGCCACGCAGAAACAAAAAGUCCACAUCAUCCGUCAGCGCUGUGACGUCCGCCGGCGACGACGGCGAAAGCGUUCUGUCGGAGAUGACGUCUGAUGUACGGGCAGACGACGGCAGCGGCGGUGACGUGUGCAGCGGAGCUAAAACGUUCCGAUUAACCGUCAAACAGCCGUCGUCGCUCCAGCGGGGUGUGUGUAACAGUAGCAGCGCUGCGGGCCCGGCGGAGGCUGAUAUACAAUCCCGCAGCACUAGGCAGCAACGUUUGGACGGUGGCGGCGACAUACUCACCAAAGUAGCAAUACCCAGGAGCAGAAGUUUUCUGAACUCUAACGGGUUGGCGUCCACUAAGUAUUCGAGGCGGGUGGCUGGUUGCGGCAUUGAGACGGCCGCGGCAGACAGGCACCGCCGCCGGAGCAAUGGUAGCGGCGUCAUAGGUUUCUCUGACAUGUUCAACGAGUUGCGCGCUCAAGAGGGCCUGAAUAACAUGGACGACAUAUUAAAUGCCAUCAUCAACGUGGAGGGGAUGUCUUACAACGAUCUGAAGCCCAUUUACAAGGAGUUUCUAAUGAAAUUGGCUUUAACGCUUACCAAAGACGAGCUAUACCAGCGUACCAAGGCGAUAAUGACGGAACAGAAACGUAAGCGGAACAACCGGCGCCCAGCGGUCGCUACGCAGGCGGCCGGCCGCGGGCGCCGUUUCAAUGACAAGCUGCGCGAUGCGUUCAGCUUGAGGGCGGCCAAGUCACGAAUCGGCGCUGUGCUGUUGCCGGAUUUUUGCAAGCGCAACCGGAACAGAGCGUCCCGGAAACAACAAUUACUGCAGCAACAUCAACAACAACAGCAACAACAACAACAACAAAGGCGACGUCGAUGUUCGUGUUUGGCAAUAGCAGGGUCGUCCACAGAUGUCCGGCCAGCGGACCGAAAACCGGAACGUAAGUUUCAACGGCGGGUUGCUGCGGUCAAACGGUCAGCAGUCAUGUCAGCGAGCAAAGGUCGCCGGCCGUCUGCCACGUCGUCGUCACCCAUCUGCAGCACUUCCGACGACAGUGACUUUUUUGCGGCCGCAGCGAUGAGGCAACGGCAACAUCAACAGCUCCAACAACAACUGUUGAAGCAAUUGCCACAGCUCUACAAAAAGACGUCCAAAAAGCGUGGCGGAGGCGGCGGUCGAGGAACAGCUACGGCGUCCGAGGCCGGUUGCCUGCACCGGGCAUCCAGUGGUUACUUUAGCUGUUCUGAGUGUAGUGCGGGUGGUGUGGCUGACGAUGACGGGUGCAGUUGCUGCGGCGACGGCGCGGCGGAACCUACCACGUCACUGGUGUCAUGUAGUUGCGACUCUGACAGCUGCGCAGACAGCGACAAGUGUUACUGCGGCCGGCCGCGGCGCCCGCGCAACAUAUUCGAUGAGCUCAAGAGCCGCGGGUUCGCGGCGUCCGAGUCGAGCGUGUCGAGGGCUGACUCGCCGGGCACCGCAUGGAAAAAGAAUGAGCUGCUCAUGCUGCUGCAGAAACGACACGACAGCGGCUCCGGUAUGGGUGGCGAAUCUUCACCGGCGGCUACAGGUGGUGGCAGGUGCGGCAUCGAACCGUCCAAGAGCAUCGAGUACCUGCAGAUGACGCACCGGGCCUGUUUGAGCACCGCCACCGCCACCGCUGGUGUUAAUUCGACCACAGCGGCAGGUUCGUCGUCGUCACCGUCGUCGUCCUUAUCCGCGGCCACCGUGUACUCGUCGUCAUCCGCGGUGCACCAACGCCGACCACAACCACCGCGCGGUGCCAAGCACCACCACCGCCGUUCCGGUUCAAGCGGUUCGGACAACUUUCGCGCAAUCGAUUACGCAUUAUUCGCGGCUCCCGCCGAUGCCGCUGCGGGGCUACGGAAGACACGCGGCUGCGGCGGUGGCAGGCAAAGUCACCGCCGUUCGGAUGGGCCACUGGCUGCCGCGUCUGUCGCGGCGGGUAGGCGGUCGUAUAGCUCCGAAGCAGUGCACAUGGCAGGCUGUCGGGUGCAGUAUAACGGCCACGCGCGACGGCCUGCACUGCCGCAGCAGAUGAAGCCGACCUCCAGACGACAUUCCGUCCACGAUGGCAGCGGCGACGACGUCCUGUCAACUUUUUUCAAAUCGGGAAUUGAAAACUCGUUGGGCUACUAUCCGUGACGACGCGCGCCGCGUUAAAGUUGCGCGGCACAUUCGUUUCCGUAUGGCGUGGUGGGAGGGUCGACAUUUUAGAGACCUUUUCACUGCCUACUUGUAACGAUCAAUUUAUUUUUAAAAAAAAAAUGCUUCAAUCAAAUUUGAUUCAUAUCAAUAAUAACAUUCGUAUAAUAUAACAUUAUAAUAAAUUUGGGUACUUCAGGUCAUCUCGACUUAUAUUUUAUAUUUUUCGUUUUACAUGCUCCGUUAUAUUGUUUUAUUAAGACAGUGUUGUAAUCUACAAGACAAAUAAAAAUUAAUUAGGUCUGCUCACACGUCGAGCGUUACUGCUGGGUAGCUACUCCCUUCACGUUUCAUCUUCAACUGCAUUAUUUUUUUUUUUCAGCUCAUAUGCUUAUUGUAACUAUCAUACAGAUCGUAUAUUUUCUAAUGAAUGUUAAAAAAAAAAUAGGUAUGCUCAACAAGACUUAAACCGAAAAGCAUACAUUAUUAGAUAUAUAAAAGCGAUUUACUGCUACUAUAUUUACUUACUGUUUACCUACUAUAAUACUUUAUAUUGCAUUACUGCAACGCAAGAAACCCGAUUUUCUGUAACACGGGUUUUCACCUUAAUGGGAUUUAUAAAAUUCUGUAAAAAAAGUAAGCAAAUAAACCUAUAACACUUUUCUAUGUUUGUUUUAAUAACUAUCAAGUGUAAAUUAGUUUUUUGGUAUCUUUAUGCUUUAAACAUAAAGUUUUAUUAGGCAGACCUAUUUUAUCUUAUACAGAUUCAAUAUCAUUAUAAUAAUCAUAAAGCUUAUAGUUAAAUUAGGGUAGUCCUAAUAACAGAAUAAUAUGUUGUACAUUCAGUUUACUAGAUUGAGUUUACCAGAAAAUUGUAUAGGCCGCCUCAUAAAGAAAUAAGCCACCAAUCAAUACAUUUUAAGUCACCCUUCACUCAUUUCGAUAUGGGUGUAGACAUACAUCCUUGUACUCCUCCGUGUGAGCCACUAAAGUGUAACGACAAGGUAUUGAUGCUUCAUUAUAAUCCAUUCAUCAUCUUUAUUAUUAUUUAUUAUUAUCAUUAUUUUAUUUUUUAGAAGAUAUCUUAUAUUUGCUUCUCCGAACUUACGUAAACGCUUGCACGCGUUUACGAGUUAAUGUAGUUUGCUCUGCAAACAGCUAAAGUUGGACAUAUUUUUACCUAAAUAAUUAUUCGAAUGAACAUUUAUUUAAAUAAAAAAUAAUUCGAAAAAUGAUUGGUUUUUUUAUUAGAAUAACUGAUUGUAUUUUAAAAUUAAUUGAAUAAUUUUUUAUUAGAUUAAUAUUGCAUUUAAAAUGAAUCCAAAUCAAAUUGUACUUCGAUGAUUAUUUAAAUAAAAUAAUGUAUAUGAAAAAUGCCCUAAUCUGUGACUGUUAAAUAUAUAUUUAUCAUACAUAAUAUAAAUAUUAUCUAUAAUAUUGUAAGACAUUAGAUGUUAAAAUAUUAUUUUUGGACAGUACACGGUGGUAUAGUAAAUAGGCGACAACGUAUAUUAUUUUGAUUCGAUGCAAUCAUUGUUAAGUAUUCGAGUGCAAUAUAAUAUUAAACGAUAUAG